AAGUCACAACAGCGGAAAAGUGGAAAAGCCUAAAGCGGCAGCGACCACAGAAGAAGAAGAAAACAAAUUAAAGAUAUCCUCAAGUGAAAUUUCUGAGUGUUUAAAAAUUGAAAAUAUCAAAUCCAACCGAAUUUGAAAAUAGACGAAGCCGUAACCGAUCGCUGGAGCAUUGCCAAAAAGCAGAGGCGAUUAAUUAAAGUUCAAUAAACGACGCUUGUGUCCCGUAAAUCAAUAGGAAAAUGCAGUGCGGCCUGGAGAUGAAUGACUGUGAGCGAUCCCCCAAUCGCACAAAUUUACGCGUCAACUUCAACGAGAAGGGUGCGGAGGUGAAGGAGCGCAGGGAGAAGUUCCUCACUGCCAAAUAUGGAUCACAUCAAAUGAGUCUCAUCCGCAAGCGCCUCGCUGUGGAGAUGUGGCUCUACGAUGAGUUGCAGAAGCUCUUCGAUCCACCGAGCGAAGCCAUUGAUGUGGACAUUGACGAGAUAUUGGACAUGGACACAGACGACAUAAGGAGAUCUCAUCUUAUAAGAUUAUUAUCAGUCUGCAAGCGCCCGCAAUCGGACAUAUCCAAGUUCAUCAGCGACCUGCUGGAUCGCGCAAAGACGCUGUAAAUCUGCAGACCCGGUAAAUCAUUCAGCGCAGAACUACACAUUAAAUAUGCAGAUAAACAAUAAAUAAUUAGGAACCUAAGUUUAGCCUGAAAAUCAAAGAACAUGGAAUUCAGUUACAAAAACCUUUAAUUUUACCCAUUCGCAACUUGUCUCGAUGUUUUUUCUGUGUACCUUAGUUGAUAGACUCGAAGUUGUGUCUAAUUUAAGUCACCGCUAAACAGAUCGUUAGCCCUUAUGAACGAUUCAUCGAUUUUGUGAUGAAAACAUAUUUUAUAAUAA
Messenger RNA from Drosophila subobscura, 890 nucleotides. Its product is annotated as protein phosphatase 1 regulatory subunit 14B. The record is from RefSeq and is a predicted model, not a curated record. The coding region runs from base 240 to 611 and encodes 123 amino acids. Gene Ontology annotation, molecular function: protein serine/threonine phosphatase inhibitor activity. NCBI's taxonomy places the organism in Eukaryota, Metazoa, Arthropoda, Insecta, Diptera, Drosophilidae. Gene Ontology annotation, biological process: regulation of phosphorylation. Gene Ontology annotation, cellular component: cytoplasm. The transcript has 4 exons.